UUGCAGCGAUUAUCCACAGCGAAUGAACAUGCACAAGUGCAGCGUUGCAAAGCGCGUGCGAGAGCUGUGAUUGAAACGUUCAACCGCUUGGACUUGUUACUAACCAUCGAAUUUUCUGCAUCAGAUGAGAUCGCCCCUCUUAUCACCGACGUCACCAAUCUGCCAACGGCACUUGGAUUAUGCUAG
Messenger RNA from Gongylonema pulchrum, 186 nucleotides. The record is from the annotation of a GenBank genome assembly. NCBI's taxonomy places the organism in Eukaryota, Metazoa, Nematoda, Chromadorea, Rhabditida, Gongylonematidae.